Messenger RNA from Indicator indicator, 831 nucleotides. Its product is annotated as endonuclease domain-containing 1 protein-like. Gene Ontology annotation, molecular function: hydrolase activity; metal ion binding; nucleic acid binding. The transcript has 2 exons. Bases 1 to 831 code for a protein of 276 amino acids. NCBI's taxonomy places the organism in Eukaryota, Metazoa, Chordata, Aves, Piciformes, Indicatoridae. The record is from RefSeq and is a predicted model, not a curated record.
AUGCUGUUGCUGCUGCUACUGCAGGUGUUGGUGAGCUGCCUCUGGCUGGGACACGGUGAGCUGGUGGCAUCCUUUGAAAGUUCAUGCCCUCAGUUUUUCUUCCGUGAAACUCCCCCAAACGAAGCCCUGGCGCCAGAGAGCCCAGCCUGGAUCUGCCAGCGCUAUAAGAACCAGUAUUACUUCGCCACCCUGUACGACAGGAGGAGGCGUAUUCCUGUCUACUCUGCUUAUCUCUACCAGCCUGGACCUGGCAAGAGACCAAAGACAUGGCUGGUUGAGCCCCAGCUGAUGGGUUCAGUUUAUCCCAAAACUAUGGAAAAGGAGUGGACCCUCUUAAAGUAUUACAACGUCAGCUUAGAGCAACUCAGCAAGAGCCAGGCUGUCCUCCAAGACUACAAGAAUCUGACAGGUUUGAACCGUGGCCAUUUGAACCCCAAUGGCCAUCAUCAUGACUUCAGCAGCAGGAUGUCUACCUUCACCCUCACCAACAUAGUGCCCCAGGAUGAGAAACUCAACGGUGGUGCCUGGAACAACUACGAGCAGCAAACGAUGAUCAGAAGGACCCAGGGGUGUAACACCACCUAUGUGGUCGUGGGUGCUGUGCCUGGGAACAGCUAUAUUGCCAAGGGGAGGGUUAAUAAACCCAGCCACAUCUGGUCAAGUGCCUGCUGUGAGGUGGACAGCAACCACAGGAAGGCUUGGGGGGUCAUUGCUGAGAAUGACAAGAAUGAGGUCCAGCUCCUCACGUUAGGGGAGCUGGAGGAUAUGUUGACUGAGCUCUAUGGGAGGGACCAGGUUUCUCUGUUUGACAGUGACUGUCCCCGGGAAUAA